UUUCCAUGGAAACAUAAAAGUCAGGUGGAAAGUUUGAUUUUGUGGUCAAGUGUCAUACAUCUAAUGUAAUAAUGAGUACGCCUCGACGAUAUUCGAAAGAAAAACGAAAUUCCGGCAGGAAAUCGUUUACGAGCGGAAUUGGCCGCUUGUCCGAAAUCGAGAUACAAGAAAUGCAAAAAAUUCUUGAAAGACAAGAGGAAGAUCUAGUGGUUUAUGCGGUACGAGAAGAGCUCAUGACUAGAGUGAUGAAUGAAUGUUACAAAUCUUACAUAGAAAAACAAAGCGUUAAACUUAUGGUUCAUUGUGCCCACAGGGCACUGGUACAACUGGUAAACUUUGGGUGUUUCAACCACGAUCCCGGAAGCCCCUUCUAUGAGAAUCAUCCAGCUUGGUCAGCUGAUUCGCCACCGAGACCCUCACCUGUGGACAAUUGGGCGGCUGGAACCAUACCCGUUUUACCAAAGCCCAUACCUCCAUUACUACCCAGCUCGCAUUCUGAGAAUGACCUGGAUAAGUCCGUGGUUAUGGUUGAUACCCGCUCAAAUAUUUUUGGUGCGACACCUUCCUCGUCUCCCAAACUCGAGGUUCUCUACUACAACGCGACUACAGCAGAUACACCACAAGAAACAACCGAAGUGCCAGACUAUACAACUAGUACCGAUCUCCUAGUCCCCCACGUUUCCCAAGUGUCCAAUACGGAAGGGGAAACAACGCUUCAUCUAAAACAAGAGUUAAGCAUCUUCACCCUCACUACGGAAAUGGGCCCGGAAACUCUGCCCCAUUCGACAAAAUCGGGCCGUUCCAAGCUGAAGGGCCUGGAUUUUCGAAGCGAACCGCACAGGCAAUUUAAGGGUGCCUUGCGAGGCACUCUAGUGCCCAAGCUGACUCCCGACCAAUAUUCGUCGUUGCGAAAAGAAAUGAAAUGCAGAAAGGUGAAGACGCCCUCUGAUAUGGAAGAGAGUGAAGAGCAGAAGAUGAUGUAGGUCGAAGUUUAUCAGUGUAUUCCCAUUGUAAAACUCAUUUGGCAAAAAUCGUUAAUGAUAACCUCAUAUCCAGUUUGUGCCGGAUUUUGUUUUUUACUGAGUCGCUAUCUCCUGCUAUCUCAAUGGGAAAAAAAAAUCCGUAGGCCAUUUUACUAUGAAAGUACUAUUUAAUUUAGCUAAAGUUAUACACGAAAUAAAUGUCA
Molecule: messenger RNA, 1186 nt
Organism: Photinus pyralis (common eastern firefly)
Lineage: Eukaryota; Metazoa; Arthropoda; Insecta; Coleoptera; Lampyridae
Exons: 3
Coding region: 72-983 (303 amino acids)
Source: RefSeq, a predicted model, not a curated record